AACAAAAGAAAAACGACACGUAACAGUUAACUUGAAACACAACUCACAGCUCUGAGUCUCUGACCCUUCUCUAAACUCUAUCUAACGUAAUAAAGUGUUAGUUGUGUGUAUCUAUCGAACACAGUACAUACAUAAAUUCACAGAGCUUUGGUUCUUGUCUCUUGAACUAAAUCCAACCAAAAAAUGGAGGCCAAUCUGCAGAUAAAGUUCACAACUUGUAUCUUCUUUGCUGCUGUUGUUUCUUUGAUGAUCAGCCCUUCACUUCAAUCCACCACCUCUGUCAAAUACUGCGAUAAGAAAGCCAAUUAUGCUGUCAAAGUGGAAGGGAUUGACAUGAUUCCUUUUCCGAUUGUGAGUGGACAACCGGCUACCUUUAAGAUUUCAGCUUCCUCGGGUCAAGCAAUAUCCGGAGGAAAAAUGUCUCUUCAGGUUCUGUUUUUAGGGAUCAGUGUCCAUACAGAAUCUCAUGAUAUUUGUGAGAAGUCAAGUUGCCCUAUAUCAGCUGGUAAAUUUGUGCUUUCGCACACUCAAGUUCUACCUGGAAUCACUCCUCCUGGCUCUUACACUCUUAAGAUGAGGAUGACCGAUGAGUCCAACAAUCAAUUGACUUGCAUAAGCUUCAACUUUAAAAUUAGUUCUGGAUCAUAUGAUGCGGCUCUUUGAGGUCCUGAAGCAAUUGCACUUGUCUGGGUCAACUAUGACAUGCUCUCUUUAAAGUGGGGUAGACGUCUUUUUAACUUAAGAUGGUGUUGUAUAUACUGAAGUCUGAUACAGCAGGCUUUCAGUUCUCGCCUCUUUAUAUGUUCCAGUUGCAAUUAGUUCCUGGCAAGUACAUCAAAUCCGGGGCUUAAUUGUGUCAAAUCGCUAUUAGUAUAUUCCACACUGGAGGGACAUAUAUCCUGAAUAAACGGAAACUAUUGUGUUUUUACUAUGUAAUUUCAGUGUUUGUCAGAAGUUCUAUGUUUAGUAUCACUAGUGAUGUGUAUAGUUACAUUACCAUUGAUCUCAGAGCAAAUUAAUGAACACACUGUAUUUUUGAUACUGUUGUGUUUGAACUGGUGAAUCUUUGAGGUUAAACUGUUGUAAUUAAAUUAACUUCCAAUUCUACUGAUUUGUAUUAUUUA
This is a messenger RNA of Daucus carota subsp. sativus, 1124 nucleotides long. RefSeq lists its product as uncharacterized. The coding region runs from base 184 to 663 and encodes 159 amino acids. The record is from RefSeq and is a predicted model, not a curated record. Gene Ontology annotation, molecular function: sterol binding. Gene Ontology annotation, biological process: intracellular sterol transport. NCBI's taxonomy places the organism in Eukaryota, Viridiplantae, Streptophyta, Magnoliopsida, Apiales, Apiaceae. The transcript has 4 exons.